Molecule: messenger RNA, 4398 nt
Organism: Orbilia oligospora ATCC 24927
Lineage: Eukaryota; Fungi; Ascomycota; Orbiliomycetes; Orbiliales; Orbiliaceae
Exons: 4
Coding region: 1-4398 (1465 amino acids)
Biological process (GO): endocytic recycling; post-Golgi vesicle-mediated transport; phospholipid translocation
Cellular component (GO): plasma membrane
Molecular function (GO): ATP binding; ATP hydrolysis activity; magnesium ion binding
Source: RefSeq, a predicted model, not a curated record
AUGACGGGGAGAAACCACCAUGCUUCAGGACCGCCGGUAACAGGAUUUGAUAUGGGCGAUGAAAGGAAUGGGAUGCAGUAUGGGAACGCUGAUGUUGGAGCUGAGAAUGGAGUUGGUAGUACAGCAGGAUGGCAGGAGAACUCAUCAAACGACGAUAUGAGGAAAACACUAGGAACACGCGAUGGGAAACCUCGACGGAAAAACUACGACUACAAGAAACAGCACAUGUCGAAUAUGGAUAGAGUAAGGGAACCCUUCAUCAAUGCCAUGAAGUUCGUGCUGCGGAUGCAAGACUUGCCACCUUCGAAGGACGGCCGAAAGAUCCCCUUUACCGUCUACAAAAACCGAAAAUCCAACAAACUGACGGACGAGCGUCGCGGGAACAAACACUACAUCGACAAUACCAUCCGAUCGAGCCGAUAUUCCAUAUGGAGUUUCUUACCCAAACAGCUGAUAUACCAAUUCAGCAAACUCGCCAAUUUUUACUUUCUGAUAAUUGCUAUAUUACAAUUAAUUCCCUCGCUCAGUACAACUGGUCGAUUGACCACAAUCGUUCCAUUGUCGCUGUUCGUCGCAUUUUCUAUGGCAAAGGAAGGUUUCGAUGAUUUUCGCAGAUAUAGGCAGGAUAGAAAAGAGAACAGGCGAAAAGUAAAGGUUUUGUCAUUAUCAGGAUCCGGUCCUGAUGCCCGAGAAGAUUAUGAGGAAAUCGAGUGGGAGAAUGUGCGAGUUGGAGAUAUCGUCAAACUUGAAAGAGACGAUAUGGUUCCAGCUGAUAUUUUGCUCAUUCAUGCACAAUCAGAAACGGGAAUCGCCUAUGUGGAGACCGCAGCUUUGGAUGGUGAAACCAACCUCAAGGGCAAGCAAGCUCUGCCGAAUGUUACCGAUCACUUCUACGGACGAUUUGCGGAAGCGAAGGAUGAGCUAGCAACUGUUGAAGAUCCGAAUUCCGAUCUUUACAAUUUUGAAGGAAAGAUUCAGAUUGGAGGCGAGAUUAAACCUUUGACCAACUCUCAGAUUUUAUAUCGUGGGAGUGUUCUAAGAAAUACUCCAGGUGCGCUUGGUCUUGUCAUUUUCACUGGAGAAGAGACAAAGAUCCGUAUGAAUGCCAACAAGAGACCCCGUGCUAAAACGCCCACUCUUCAGACAUCCGUCAACUACAUCAUCGUGUUUAUUAUGUGCGUCGUCAUAUUCAUCUCUGGGAUCUCACUUCUCGGGUACAAAUUGUGGCAGCGAUCCACUGAGCGAAAUUCUUGGUACCUCGAAGGUUUGGCAGUCGGGACUUUCCCGAUCUUAGCCUCAUUUAUCAUCAUGUUCAAUACCCUGAUUCCACUAUCCCUAUAUGUCAGUUUGGAAAUCAUCAAAAUUGGGCAGCAUAUUCUCUUUCUCGACCGAGAUAUGUAUGAUGAAAAGAGCGAUACCCCCAUGGAGGCCCGUACUACGACUAUCAACGAAGAAUUGGGACAAAUUGGAUUCAUCUUUUCCGACAAAACUGGAACGCUUACCGAUAAUACUAUGAUAUUUCGCAAGAUGACAGUCGCUGGGUAUCCAUGGACUCACGUUACUAAGGCCGAGAAGGAGCAAGAGGCUCACGCCGGCGAACCCAAAACCACUGACAACGAGGACCAGGAAAAGGGAAAGAGCAAGGCGCCUCGUCCGAAAUCAUGGCUACCUGCCGAUUACGCAUCACUACGCUCGGUUGCUUCAGGCAUCAAGAACCACACUAUUGGAGAUGGACAAUGGCCACAUGCACGACCCUCGGAGCCAGGAAGAAGAGCUUCUAUGGUCCUUAGCGAGGGCGAAUUAUCGACAGAAGACCUACUGACCUAUAUCCAAAUGCAUCCUGAGACAGCAUACUCUCAAAGAGCGAAAAUGUUCCUCCUCUGUCUAGCUCUUUGCCAUACUUGUCUCCCAGAAACUGAUGAGAACGGGAAGAUUACUUAUCAGGCAUCAUCGCCUGAUGAAGUUGCUUUGGUCCAAGCUGCCCAGGAACUCGGAUACGUGAACGUCGACCGCCAGGUUGGGAGUGUUACGGUAAAUACGUACCCGAAUGGUUCGGGGACCCGCCCCGUGACCGAGAGGUACGAAAUCCUGGAGGUCCUCGAGUUCACCAGCAAGCGGAAACGUAUGUCUAUCAUCCUUAGAUGUCCCGAUGGUAGAAUAUGCCUAUUCUCGAAAGGCGCAGAUUCCACCAUGACCGAACUCCUCCGACUCAAGGAAAUGGCACUUCGAUCUUCAAAAGACGUCGAAAAGCGGAAUCGCGAACGAAAAAGCCAGGAAGUAUUUGAAUUUGUACGCAGAACUAGUAUGCCUCCUCAGAGCCCCACACACAAUCGAUUUAGCAUGAGUAGCCCCAGACACAGCUGGACGGCUCCCCGAAAAAGCUAUACUGGCCGGCGGAGCUUUGGAACCGAUACGCACUCACCGGCCGCGGAGAAGAACCCAGGCCACUCAUUCGAAUUACCACGUACUGAUACCCCAAGCCGGCCACGGAGGCUUGACACAUACAUCAACGAAAGCGCUGUCACUAAUGACGGCUUUGUAUUUGAUCAGUCUUACAGCCAGAUUCACGACUUUGCAGUUGAAGGAUUGCGAACUCUUAUUUACGGCUACCGAUUCCUUGAUGAACGGCAUUAUCGAGAGUGGGCUAGAACAUAUAACGAAGCCACAACUAGUCUUGUAGAUCGGCAGGCUAUGAUUGAUAAGGCAGCUGAUGAGAUCGAGCGGGACUUCGAAUUUGCCGGUGCAACUGCAAUUGAGGAUAAAUUGCAAGAUGGUGUCCCAGAUGCUAUUGAUAGGCUACGAAGGGCAGGUAUCAAGAUGUGGAUGCUUACUGGCGACAAGAAGGAAACAGCUAUCAAUAUUGGAUAUUCUUGUCGUCUCAUCACGGAUGUCUCUGAGGUUAUGAUUGUUGAUCAAGACGCCGGUGAUCUUGGAUCACAGAUUCGGGAUUACAUUGAUAUACUCAAGAAACAUAACCUGGCGCACUCAGUAGGUGUCGUUGAUGGGAGUACUCUAAGUGCAAUUGAGGAUGAUGAGACUCUUAGCAAUUUAUUCUUCGAGUUUACGAUCAUUGUCGACUCAGUCGUUUGCUGCAGAGCGAGCCCUAACCAGAAAGCCGGUCUUGUGCGAUCAAUUAGAAAAAGGGUUAAAAAGGCUGUUACCCUCGCUAUCGGUGAUGGUGCCAACGAUAUUGCCAUGAUUCAGGAGGCCCAGGUUGGUGUGGGUAUUACUGGCAAAGAGGGUUUGGCCGCCGCUAGAAGUUCCGAUUAUUCGAUUGCCCAGUUCAGGUUCUUGUUGAAGCUCUUGCUUUGCCAUGGAAGAUGGAAUUAUGUCCGGACUUGCAAAUAUAUCCUCGGAACCUUUUGGAAGGAAAUGAUGUUCUUUAUUAUCCAAGCCAUGUACCAACCAAAUAACGGCUUCAGCGGGACUUCUCUUUACGAAGAGUGGAGUUUGGCUCUGUACAACGUUUUCUUCACCUCACUCGCCAUCAUCUUCCUCGGUAUCAUGGAAAAGGACCUUGAGCAGGAGACCCUUCUUGCCGUCCCUGAGCUUUACGUCUACAACAAGCGAACCAUCUUCAACAUGUAUUCCUACCUCGCUUGGAUCGUCCUCGCUGUUGGAGAGGCUGCUAUGAUCUGGUAUACCGUAAACGCACUGUAUAACACUAUUACUAUAGUGCCAAACCAGGGACUCUACUCAAUUGGCGCCUUGGUUUACACUAUUGUUGUGAUAUUUGUCAAUACGAAACUUCAAUUUUUAGAACAGCACAACAAGACAAUAGUAGCACUCAUUGUAUUUGUUAUAUCCGUGGGUGGCUGGUUCCUUUGGAACGUUGUAAUUCUUGGGUUCGGGUUCCACACAUGGACGAUUUAUUUUCUUCCACGGGAAUUCGUGCUGCACAUUGGCCGAGAUUUAUUGUGGUGGACGGUGGUCCUUUUGGUUCUCGGGUGCUGUAUCGUCUUCGAGGUCUCCGUCAAAUCCAUCAAAACCAGUUUCUUCCCUAAUGAAGUGGAUCACUUCCAAGCUAUUCAGAAGGAUCCUAUAUUGAAGAAGAAACUGGAGUACGCAGCGUACACGCAAAACGUUAAUUUCUUUGAAGAACUAAAUUCUUCAGCUCUGGAGGGUAAUAAUAAUGGGGAGGUAUUGAAGGAGAUUAUCCAGAGAAGACGAGAGUCGAGGUUUGCGUACGUACGGCUGGGAAGCCGAAAGACCCGGAAGAUGGGAGAGACCAUAAGGGAAGAAAAUGAUAAUGGUAAUGAUAGUUAUGAGCUUGAGAAUAGGAGGGCGAGGGGGGACGAAGAAAACGGGUAUCCGGAACAAGAGGAACCGGAGGCAGUCUCAUACCCAGACCGGGAGUCAGGAAGGGCCGAACGCAAUUCAUGGUUUAGGCGGUCUUGA